Messenger RNA from Caenorhabditis remanei, 1029 nucleotides. RefSeq lists its product as uncharacterized. Bases 1 to 1029 code for a protein of 342 amino acids. Gene Ontology annotation, cellular component: cytosol; nascent polypeptide-associated complex. Lineage: Eukaryota; Metazoa; Nematoda; Chromadorea; Rhabditida; Rhabditidae. Gene Ontology annotation, molecular function: peptidyl-prolyl cis-trans isomerase activity; protein binding. The record is from RefSeq and is a predicted model, not a curated record. The transcript is spliced from 6 exons.
AUGUCGGCUAAGUCACCUGUUGUCAAAAAAACGAUAAGUGGAGGAAAAGGAAAGAUAUCUGAAUAUUCUGAUGGAACGAAAGCUGUUUUUCAUUAUCAAACACUUUUUCCAAUAGAAAAACCGGGAAAGGGAGAACCGAUGCCAGCCGAAAAAGAUGCUUAUCGUUGCAUCGAUGAUACUCGCAAAUCGUGGCCCGAUGGAUAUGGAAAACCACUGGAAGUCGUUUUCGGCAAAAAGUUUCAAUUGCCGGUUUUCGAAGAAUGCCUGAAAACAAUGCUUGUCGACGAAAUUUCUCAGUUUGAUGUCGAAUGUAUCGAUCUUAUUCAAUAUCCAUUUGUGUCCAAAAAAUUGAGAGAUAUCGUGAAACCAUGUGAUGGAAAGCAUGACCAUGGUCACACAACUCACAUGUGUGCUGCUAGCGUUGCUCAAGGAACUGGAUAUGAUGAACUGGAUGAUUUAAUGAAGAAUCCCCGACCUCUUCGAUUUGUUUUUCAUCUUCUUGAAGUAUUUGAGCCAGAUCAGUAUGAACAUGAUUCGUGGCAAUUGGAUGAGGAAGACAAGUUGAAAUCGGUUGAAGCUCUCCGACAGAAAGGAAACGAACUAUUUGUAAAAAAAGACUACAAAGAAGCGAUUGAUGCUUAUCGUGAUGCACUGACACGAUUGGAUACUUUGAUUCUCAGAGAGAAACCAGGAGAACCUGAAUGGGUUCAACUUGAUAGAAAGAACAUUCCAUUAUACGCAAAUAUGUCUCAAUGUUAUCUCAAUAUUGGUGAUCUUCAUGAAGCAGAGGAAACAUCAAGUGAAGUCCUAAAACGUGAAGAAACCAACGAAAAGGCGCUGUUUCGUCGUGCGAAAGCCCGCAUUGCCGCGUGGAAAUUAGACGAAGCAGAGGAAGACCUCAAACUGCUGCUGCGCAACCAUCCAGCUGCAGCCAGUAUUGUUGCUCGAGAAAUGAAAAUUGUGACCGAAAGACGAGCAGAAAAGAAAGAGGAUUCGCGUGUUACCUACUCAAAAAUGUUCAAACAAUAA